Messenger RNA from Pocillopora meandrina, 349 nucleotides. The record is from the annotation of a GenBank genome assembly. Lineage: Eukaryota; Metazoa; Cnidaria; Anthozoa; Scleractinia; Pocilloporidae.
AUGAAAAAAAAUCCCUACAGAGUUGUUGUGGAGCUUUCACCGCAGAGCGAUAUUUUGCGAGCGGCAUGCACGUGUCCGGCUGGACUUGGUUUAUCUGGAAAAGGUAAAUGUAACCACGUUGGAGGAGUGUUGUUUGCGAUUGAAGAUUUUACAAGAAGGGGAUUAGAAAGGCAUGCCGAGCCUUUGUCAUGCACAUUGUGGCUGGCUGUCUGUGUGGGUUGUAGCCCGCAACCAAAGCAUUGCAGCUAAACCUCUUGACCAAGUGCUAAUCAGAAAGAUACGAUUUGGUAGGAAAAAUAUUCGUCUUCAGUCGAAGGUUAUAAAAUUUGAUCCAAGAUCACCCAAUCAA